AAGACUGAAAAUUCAUGGAAAAAUUCGAUGAGUUGUCGUAAUUCGUAUGUCUGGCACAGUUUUUAUCAAUAAUCGUUGAUGCUGAUAAAAAAUUAUUCAAUAAUUUUGGGUUCUUUUUUUCUUCGCGUUUUCAUGAAUAAUAAAAAUUCGAAGGGUUUCUAAUGCAAAUAUUAAUCAUAGUUUUGACUAAUCAACAGUCAGUUGGAAUCUCCCGUGAAUGUAUUCAAAUAUGAGCGAAUUUUACAGUUUCAACUUCAAGUUUUUGAAACCAACAAGUCAUUACACUCGAUGAUAUUCAAAUGGCCAAAUGUCAGUUAUUUCACCUGGACAGAGGGCAGGUUACAAACUUGUUCCCCAAUUGAACAGUGAAGAAUCUGAACUUUCAGAAGAAGAACUUGAAAGUUUCUAUAAAGAUGGAUUUCAAAUUAUCACUCGGAAAAGUAUCCAAUCUGCCGAUUAUCAUGAACUCGAUGCUGAUUUGAAUUUUACGAACCCAUCCAAAUUUCGUAUCAUGAACUCGGAAAAUUUUGAUUUGAAGGCUAAAAAUAUUUUCCCAACCGUCAGAGAGAAUGUAUCGUGUGAACUAACCGCUAUGUCGAAGGAGAGAAAAAUUUCAUUGGUACUUUCUAUUCUUCUGUGCAUUUGUACAAUCGUUGUAUUCAUCAUUCUACCUUGCGAUUGGAGUAAUUGUUCAUGUUCCCAAAAUAAAGAAAAAAGUGUCAAAAUAUGGGCGUACGUUUUUCCUGAUAAAGAACUCAAAGGUGAUAUUAAUUUAGUUGGAGCGAUCUUUGGAAAACACCACAAUUUACUGUUUAUGGCUCGUGGCUCAAUUUUAAUGGAUUCACCGUUGAUUAGAAGCGACUUGGGUUCACCUGUGGGGGGAGAUCUAUUACUGCUGAACGGUCUAAGUGGAAAACAAAUUUGGCGCAAGCACUUCAACCGCAUUCCUACGGAACUUGACUGCUCAUUAAUACAACUGAAGAAUCGUACUGUCGAUGAAUGUGUCGUUCUUAGCGAGAAAAAUUUCGUAGCUCUGAUAUCUUCUGACGAAGGAAAAUCUCUUUGGUCUUUCCCUCGUGAAAACAUUAAAUAUAACAAAGACUAUCACCAGUUUCCCGUCGUGCUUCCUGAUUUGGAUGGAGAUGGAGUUCGUGAAUUGGCUUUUAUCAAAGAUAUCAAUAAACUUGUGUUACUUUCUGGAGCAUCCGGAACCGUACUGUUGAAUAAUAUUACAAAUAACGAAUGCACUGAAAUUUCACAUCUAAAAUAUAUCGAGGGACUUAAUCUCAGUUAUUUAUGUCAACUGAAAAACGAUUCUAGUCAAGAGAAAAAUGUUUCUCUAAAAUAUUACCUAAAUAUACCCCCGGAGACGAAAAAAAAUGCGCGCAUUCCUCAACACAUAUCCCGUAACUCUAAUGAAAGUAUUAUUAAUGGUUAUCGAAUGGUUGUACAGAAUGAAGGCUCAUUUUGUCCCAAUAAUUGCACUUCUAAAAUUGAUAUAAUCAAUAACGAUAAUAAGACUGUUUGGACGCACGAAUCUUUAGAUACGUACGUAAUGAAACCAAUUGCUUUUGCAUUUAACGAUUCUAGUACUUUUGGAUUUGUAUUCAAGAUUUGGGAGCACGAGUACGAGGGUGACGAAGUGAAAAAAUUGAAAAUUAAUAAGCAGAGUUACCAAUAUUCUGUUGGAUACAUAUACCAGCGUACUGUUAUUGUCGUAUUCAAUUCUCCUCUGGGCGAACCUCUGCAAACUAUUAACAUGAGUUUAAAUCCUAUUCUGCAGUUGCAAGUAUCGAAUGAGACUCUACAACCAAAUCCCAAAAAUCAAGACAAUUCUUUGUUGAUCCUUGAUGUAAACAAAAACUGUACAUAUCAAUUGGUCACGUACUAUUCAACGUUUGAAGAAAUGAAAAAAAAUUAUUUCAUGGAUACAACUGCUACCAGAAGUCAUUUUACAUUGAAGUCUUACAUUCAUAUGUACGAUUUGAAAAAAGAAAUCAACGAAAAACUAUCCGAUUCUUCAGCCUAAUUUUUUACUUUUAUAUCGCUUCGAGUAGAAUUUUCGGAAUUUAUGUAUCUAGUAUUCUUAUUUUUAAUAGUCGAUUUUUUAAUCCAGUCAAGUAUUCGUUACCAAAGUACUUAUUUGCUAUAAACGUGCUUCAAGCUUCCUAAAAUAAUUUUAGUUUUUUUAAUGUCGAUUUUUGUAGCUACUUGAAAACUUCAUCUAAGAACUUGAUUUAAAUCUUUUAAUAAAACAGCGUUGUUUUCAACAUUUAAAAAAAAAAUCUAAAAAAAUGAACAAUCGUGAAAUAUUUAAUUAUAAAAAAAUAAAUGAAUCUUUAAUGGUUU
This is a messenger RNA of Planococcus citri (citrus mealybug), 2349 nucleotides long. RefSeq lists its product as uncharacterized. The record is from RefSeq and is a predicted model, not a curated record. Lineage: Eukaryota; Metazoa; Arthropoda; Insecta; Hemiptera; Pseudococcidae. Bases 308 to 2029 code for a protein of 573 amino acids. The transcript is spliced from 8 exons.